Messenger RNA from Protobothrops mucrosquamatus (brown spotted pit viper), 1413 nucleotides. It is a transcript of the gene CHRNA9, whose product is annotated as cholinergic receptor nicotinic alpha 9 subunit. The record is from RefSeq and is a predicted model, not a curated record. The annotation marks the transcript as partial. Gene Ontology annotation, cellular component: synapse; postsynaptic membrane; neuron projection. The transcript is spliced from 4 exons. Lineage: Eukaryota; Metazoa; Chordata; Lepidosauria; Squamata; Viperidae. Gene Ontology annotation, biological process: nervous system process; monoatomic ion transmembrane transport; signal transduction. Gene Ontology annotation, molecular function: acetylcholine-gated monoatomic cation-selective channel activity; transmembrane signaling receptor activity.
UUACUCCCAGGCACUGACGCAGCCCAAGGAAAAUAUGCUCAGAUGCUCUUUAACGAGCUGUUUGAAGGCUACUCCAACGCUCUCCGCCCCGUUCAAGACACAGAUAUGGUUCUGAAUGUUACUCUUCAGAUCACGCUUUCCCAAAUCAAAGAUAUGGAUGAGAGAAACCAAAUUCUGACAGUCUAUCUGUGGAUUCGCCAGACGUGGUACGACGCCUUUCUGACGUGGGACAAAGACAGAUAUGACGGCUUAGAUUCCAUCCGGAUCCCCAGCAAUCUUGUAUGGAGGCCCGACAUUGUACUUUACAACAAGGCCGACGAUGACUUCUCUGAGCCGGUGAACACCAACAUUGUCUUGAGGUACGAUGGGAAGAUCACUUGGGAUGCCCCAGCCAUCACCAAAAGCUCGUGCGUGGUGGACAUCUCCUACUUUCCUUUCGAUAGCCAGCAGUGCAAUCUGACCUUCGGUUCCUGGACCUACAACGGGAACCAAGUUGACAUCUUCAACACGCUAGAUUCGGGCGACCUCUCGGAUCUCAUCGAAGACGUGGAGUGGGAGAUCCAUGGCAUGCCGGCGGUGAAGAACGUGAUCACUUACGGUUGCUGCUCCGAGCCUUAUCCAGAUGUUACCUUCACGCUCGUCUUGAAAAGGAAGUCCUCUUUCUACAUCUUUAACCUGCUGCUUCCUUGUCUCUUGAUAUCGUUUCUGGCUCCGCUGGGAUUCUACCUUCCGGCAGACUCUGGAGAAAAAGUAUCUCUCGGAGUUACGGUUCUGCUUUCUCUCACCGUCUUCCAGCUCAUGGUGGCAGAAAGCAUGCCCCCGUCGGACAACGUCCCCUUGAUAGGUAAAUAUUACAUCGCAACCAUGGCCAUGAUCACUGCCUCGACCGCCCUCACCAUCAUUAUAAUGAACAUUCAUUAUUGUGGCUCUGGAGCCAAGCCCGUCCCUCGGUGGGCAAGGGUGGUCAUUUUGGACUACAUGUCCAAGAUCUUCUUUGUGUACGACAUGGGCGAAAACUGCACCAGUUUGCAGUGUGCGGGGGAGCAGGGCUCGGAGUCCAAAGCAGCCCAUGCAAGUUCAAAAGAGCGAGGUGGGUAUGAAGGGAGAAGGAAGCCCCUUAGUAAGGGGGGCAGCAGGGACGGUGACCCCCUCAAGGAGCCGUUUGAUGGAGAGGACAAGGCCCACGGACAUCCAGAGGACAAUCCACGGGAGACGGUCGGCUGCUGCUCGUGUUACCGGGCAUUAAUCCAGAAUAUUGAAUACAUCGCCGAUUGUGUCAGGCGCCACAAAGCCAACCACGCCAAAGGGGCGGAAUGGAAAAAAGUGGCCAAAGUGAUGGAUCGCUUUUUUAUGUGGAUCUUUUUCAUUAUGGUCUUCUUCAUGAGCGUUCUGGUUAUCGGGAAAGCUUUUUAA